UGGUUUUCCCUCCAAAAGAAAAUGUGGAAUAUUUCAAAACCCUUACCUUUGACAAAUCUUCUCCCACAAUUCUCUUCCUUUCUUCAACCUCUGCGUAUAUCUGUUAUAUAUACCCACCAUCGACAAGCAGCUAUUCAUCAUCGCUAACUAAAACCAAAACCGAGUUUUUAAGCCUUACCCACUCACGAUCUUCUCUGCUUAUGGCGACCCUCAAAGCUUCCCUUGUCGCCGAUGACGGACAUCUCGGAUCCGGUGCAAUUCACGUCAUCACGGGUCCUAUGUUUUCUGGGAAAUCCACCUCUCUCCUCCGCCGAAUCAAGUCAGAGAUCAACCUCGGAAGAAGUGUCGCGAUGCUGAAAUCGAGCAAGGAUACGAGAUACGCCAAGGAUUCGGUUGUGACGCAUGAUGGAAUUGGAUUCCCUUGCUGGGCUCUUCCAGAUCUCAUGUCUUUUCCUCAGAAAUUCGGACAAGAUGCUUACGACAAGCUUGAUGUGAUUGGUAUUGACGAAGCUCAGUUCUUUGGAGAUCUUUAUGAGUUUUGCUGCAAAGUCGCUGAUGAUGAUGGCAAAACUGUUAUCGUUGCAGGCCUUGAUGGUGACUAUCUUAGAAGGAGGUUUGGUGCUUUACUUGAUAUUAUACCAAUAGCUGAUUCUGUGACGAAACUAACUGCGAGGUGUGAGGUUUGUGGACAGAAAGGUUUCUUCACUCUGAGGAAGACUUGUGACACCAGAACCGAGCUGAUCGGUGGAGCUGAUGUCUAUAUGCCAGUUUGUCGUAAGCAUUACAUCAACAAUCAAAUUGUUAACAAAGCUUCGAAGAAAGUGUUGGAUUCUGACAAGGCAAGAGCUGAAUCCUGUGUGGAGACAGAUGCUGCUAUGGUCUAAUUAUGAAUCACUGUGGAACCAGUAACAUAUAUAGUAUAGUGAGAUUCUGUUUUUUUUUUUCAUUUCCUGUGUGUUUUUGUUUUACUUGUCUGAGUUUACUGUUCUCAUCGUUGUCUUUGAAAAACACUUGUGAUGCUGCUUAUUGUAUAGAACUAUAUUUGAUUUUAAAGGUUUCUCUGAAGCUAGCU
Messenger RNA from Raphanus sativus (radish), 1072 nucleotides. RefSeq names its product thymidine kinase a. Lineage: Eukaryota; Viridiplantae; Streptophyta; Magnoliopsida; Brassicales; Brassicaceae. Gene Ontology annotation, biological process: thymidine metabolic process. The transcript has 4 exons. The record is from RefSeq and is a predicted model, not a curated record. Bases 201 to 884 code for a protein of 227 amino acids. Gene Ontology annotation, molecular function: thymidine kinase activity; ATP binding.